This is a messenger RNA of Anastrepha obliqua, 2858 nucleotides long. RefSeq names its product transmembrane protein 87A. NCBI's taxonomy places the organism in Eukaryota, Metazoa, Arthropoda, Insecta, Diptera, Tephritidae. The coding region runs from base 133 to 1803 and encodes 556 amino acids. Gene Ontology annotation, cellular component: Golgi apparatus; membrane. The transcript has 11 exons. Gene Ontology annotation, biological process: retrograde transport, endosome to Golgi. The record is from RefSeq and is a predicted model, not a curated record.
GAGACUGUCAGAAUUUUUUGUCUUUCGUUUUGUGUUCUGCCUAUUUGCUGAGUCUGCUUGUUGACGUCGAUUUUCCGUGAAAAUUUUGUGAUUAAUCUAAAUCUCAAAUAAGGGAGUGGUAAAUAAAUAACAAUGUUGAGAAGAAAACUACUGGUGGUGGUGAAAGCGUUUCUAAUGGUGGCUUUGUUUGUGCCAGUGACGCAUGGAAAAUCUGAUCCUGGCAAAACUAUGAAAAUACUAACGCCGAGCGCAAAUGUGGCACGUGAGCAGCGACCAUUACUAGCCAACUCUAAAAUAAAAGUGCACAUCGAAUGUGAAAGCCAUGAGCAGUUAAAUGUUGUCGUCACAUGGACACUUUUUGAACGACCAUGUUGGUAUGAUAAACGCUUGCCCGAAAGUUUGUACAAUGCUUAUGAGCAGCAAUUGCAAUUGCAAAACAAAUCAGAUUCCGGUUUCAUUGCCAUGGACACGAAAAAUUCCUUAUGUCCAAUGCAUCCAAUUUUGUUACCCGAAAAGCCAUGGCCAAUACGAGAAACAACCGCUGCAGCAGCAAAAGCGCCGGGCGAAGCUGCAACGUCAUCACCAGCCACGGGUGCGUUGCAAUCGGCGAAUACAUUCAAACAUCCUACAGCGCCAUAUGCAAAAACAAUCAUAACUAUCGGCAGAGAUGGCAUCUACGAUUUGACACUGAAAAUUGAGGCUGCCAAAACAUCCGACGCCUCAGACUUUUCCUCGUUCGUUCAACUGGAUAUUGUUGGGCCGGAUGGCGGUUACCUCUCGGCCAUUGAUCACCCAUUGUUGGCGUUCUAUGGCAUAAUGUGCGUUGUCUAUGUGAUUUUCGGCGUUAUCUGGCUCUCUGUGUCGUUCAUGCAAUGGCGUGAUCUGUUGCGCAUACAAUUCUGGAUUGGUGGCGUCAUACUACUGGGCAUGUUAGAGAAAGCCUUCUUCUACGCGCAGUACUACAGUUUGAAUACGACAGGUGUUCCCGUGCAGGGUGCUGAACUGGUGGCGGAAUUUGUUUCGUGCGCAAAACGCACCUUGGCUCGCAUGCUUGUCAUUAUUAUGAGUCUAGGAUUUGGCAUUGUAAAACCGCGUUUGGGUCCAAUGCUUCAUCGCGUGGUCGGCGUUGGUGCGCUUUACUUUGUGUUGGCCUGCGUUGAGAGUUAUUUGCGUGUGACAAGCACGAAAACCGAUGAGCAGCUGGUUGCCGCCAUUCCCUUGGCUGUGCUGGACACAGGCAUUUGCUGGUGGAUAUUCACCUCGCUGGUACAGACUACCAGAACGCUGCGCUUGAGAAGAAAUAUGGUUAAAUUGUCGUUGUAUAGACACUUCACAAACACACUGAUAUUCUCGGUGAUUGCAUCAGUGAUGUUUAUGUUGUAUGCAUUGCAUGUGCGCAAGACACAGAACUGCACACCGGUCUGGCGUAAUAUUUGGUUAGAUACCGCCUUCUGGCAUGUGCUUUUUUCGGUGUUAUUGCUGGUGAUUAUGAUUUUGUGGCGCCCCACAAACAACAAUCAACGCUAUGCCUUCACACCGUUGCUUGAUGCUCCCGAAGAUGAGGAUGACGAUGAGGAAGAUCAAUUUGUCGCCGAUGCGUAUGGCGUAAAAAUGCGCAAUUCCCAUACAAAUGGCGGUACCAAAACUCCACCAAAUUCACAGCGCGCUACAACAACCGAGGAGGAUGAUUUGCGUUGGGUAGAAGAUAAUAUACCGUCAUCAAUAGCGGACCCAGCGUUGCCAGUUUUGGAUUCGGACGAAGAAAUUAUAACUACGAAAUUCGAAGUUUCGAAAAUGCAAUAGAUUUAGACUAUAGUAAGAAAACAAAAAAAGAAAAAAAGAAAAAAAAAACAGCACGACACACACAAUAAAAAAAAGAAAUACCAUUAGUUAUUUGUGAUUUUCUAUGUUAUUUUUUGCUAAAAUAUUUGUUACAUUAAUCAUGAGACGUCUAAGCAUUGCAAAUGCAGCAUUCUUUCAUUACUAUUAUUGAUUGUAUUUAUUGAAAGAACUUUUAAUUUAUCUUUAUUUACAUUAAAUGAUAAACGACUGCAAAAAACAGUCAUUUCAAAUAUAGAGCCGACAAAAUAUUUAAGUAUGCACAAAUUAAACUAGUAAAUUUGCAAAAUAUGCGCGAAGUCUAAGCAAAAAUAUAAAAAAUUGGGUUUAAAGUAUUUUUCAUCUUACAAUUUUUUCGAUAAUUUUCUCACACAUCUUAAGAGUUUUAAAAUCUUUGAUUUUUAAUUUUUUUCAACACACUUUAUUCUUUCCAAAUAUUUCGCUAUACACCUUCCACUCAGUCGAAUGUGUGUUCCUACAAAUGCUAAUAGAAAUAUUAUAUAACAAUAAAAAACAAAAGAAAAAAGAAAACAGCGUAAGAAAUGCCUAGUCGAGGUAUCAGUUUUAAAAGUAGUACACAACUACAUAUUUGACAAAAAAGGAAGGAGUGAAGAAAAAUAUUUUGUAAAAUAAUUGCUAAAAACUACAUUUUAUACGUGUACUACAUAUUUAGAUCUAAAUGCUUAUGUAACCAUUAAACGAGACGUAAAAUAUUUUGUAAGUUGUAGAUAACUGUAAAAUGCUGCGGCAUUAUAAAUUAUAAUUGUUUUUAGUUUUUAAAAAUAAUACGCAUACAAAAACACAUAAACACAUGCACCCACUUAAAAAUGUUGUAUGUAAUUUAAAAUUGAAAGGCCAUUACUAUAUAAACACACACACACACACACACAUAUAAUAAGUAUUUUUGUAUAUAGAUAAAAAUUACAUAUGUGAAUAUGCUGUUUUAUUUUUAUUAUUUUUAUUUUUCAAUUUAUACUAUUUCCUUUAAAGUUUAUAAAUAUAUGCUGAAUAUCUAAAUA